Sphenostylis stenocarpa is the source of this 585-nucleotide messenger RNA. NCBI's taxonomy places the organism in Eukaryota, Viridiplantae, Streptophyta, Magnoliopsida, Fabales, Fabaceae. The record is from the annotation of a GenBank genome assembly.
AUGGCAUCAUCCCUUUUCCUCAUCCUAUGUACUUCUCUCAUCAUUUUCAUGCCCGCCACCAACACUCGUGUUCAAGCUUCCGUUCAAUUCAAAGUUGGUGGUAUCCUCGGUUGGCAUGAACCUGCCCUCAACAAUACUGAUUUUUAUAGCCAAUGGGCUGAAAGGAACAGGUUUCAAGUCGGUGAUGCUCUCGUUUUUGAGUACCAGAAUGACUCAGUUCUUAGAGUGGAGGAAUUGGAUUACAUGACUUGUGACGCAAGUAACCCUAUCACAGCCUUUAACAAUGGUAAGAGCACUUUUAAUCUUGACAGGCCUGGGAACUUCUACUUCAUUAGUGGAACCAAUGACCACUGCAAAAAUGGGCAAAGAUUAGUUGUGGAUGUGAUGCAUCCACAUCCUAUUCUUACAUCUCCACCACCCAUUUCUCUUCCACCCGAAGGCUUUCCACCGGAAGGUUUUCCACCAAUGGAUCCUCCACCUUUUGAUCAAAGCUCAGAUGAUUCAACAUCAGCCUCUGUGGUGCUUACUGCAACUUCUAGUUCUGUUUUGGUCACAUUUGUUAGUGUGAUGCUGUUAGCACCAUGA